AUGCAUACCGAAAGCACACAGAUUUACCCUGAAGGCGGGCGAAAAGCAUGGCUGGUCGUCCUCGGUGCUUGGUGUGCAAUGAUACCUUCCAUGGGUCUACUCAAUACGUUGGCAGUGUUGCAAGCACUGAUAUCAGAGAAUCAACUCAAUGGAAUGCCAGAGUCAAGGAUUGGUUGGAUAUUUAGCUGCUAUGCAUUUUUUCUCUAUUUCUGUGGCGCCCAAGUCGGGCCCAUUGUCGAUGCGCAUGACAUUCAAGUUCUCAUUGUUCCCGGUGGAAUCGGUAUCAUUGCGGCGCUCGUUUGCCUGAGCUUUUCUACAGAAUUCUACCAGAUCUUCCUAUCUUUUGGUGUUCUCGGCGGCAUUUCCGCUUCGCUGCUUUUCAACCCGAGCCUAGCAGCAAUCGGUCACUGGUUCAAACGCCGCAGGGCCUUCGCCACGGGCCUAGCCUGCACUGCUGGCGGUCUUGGAGGCGUCGGCUUCCCGCUGAUUAUACUCUACUGCACUCCGAAGAUCGGCUUUGCCUGGGCCAUUCGCAUCGUCGCCCUGAUCUGUGCCGUUACGCUGAGCAUUGCUUGCCUGACUCUGCGCAAGCGGCUACCAGGGAACGCCAGAGGCGGCGCAGCUAUUGAUCUCAAGGCCCUGCGCGAUGUGAAGUUUGCAACAACGACGCUGGCAAUCUUUCUGAUUGAGUUUGCAGUCUUUAUUCCAUAUUCGUAUAUUUCCUUGUACGCUAUUCACAAUGGCUUUGAUACUACCAAUGCUCUCCUACUCAACUGCUUUUUGAACGCCGGGGCUGUACCGGGCAGGGCUCUCCCCGGGUACUUGGCUGACCGCAUCGGCGUCUUCAACACCAUGUGCGGCACUGCGGCAAUCUGUGCUGCAUUCAUCCUCGGGCUAUGGCUCAAUGCAGAUGAGAGUAUGGCACUAACGACGUCGUUCACGGUGCUCUUUGGGUUCUGGUCGGGAGCCGCCAUCAGUCUUACACCGGUCUGUGUCUCCCAGGUCUGUGACAUUAAGGAUUAUGGUAAACGCAAUGGUACUGCGUUUUUUGUGUCCAGUUUUGGGGCCUUGAUUGGGAUACCCAUUGCUGGAACAAUCUUGGAGGCUUGGGGUGGAUCUUAUCGAGGCCUGAUCAUAUUUGCGGGCGCGUUUUAUCUCGCGGCAUUCGCCGCUUUCUGUAUCGCUCGAGGUGUUGCUGGUGGAUGGGCAAUGAAACGUUUCUAG
Pestalotiopsis fici W106-1 is the source of this 1224-nucleotide messenger RNA. RefSeq lists its product as uncharacterized. Gene Ontology annotation, molecular function: transmembrane transporter activity. The coding region runs from base 1 to 1224 and encodes 407 amino acids. The record is from RefSeq and is a predicted model, not a curated record. The transcript has 3 exons. Gene Ontology annotation, cellular component: fungal-type vacuole membrane. Gene Ontology annotation, biological process: transmembrane transport. NCBI's taxonomy places the organism in Eukaryota, Fungi, Ascomycota, Sordariomycetes, Amphisphaeriales, Sporocadaceae.